Molecule: messenger RNA, 2009 nt
Organism: Impatiens glandulifera
Lineage: Eukaryota; Viridiplantae; Streptophyta; Magnoliopsida; Ericales; Balsaminaceae
Product: protein RCC2 homolog
Exons: 16
Coding region: 214-1827 (537 amino acids)
Source: RefSeq, a predicted model, not a curated record
UUCCUUAAAAUUCUGCCUAAUUAAUAAUAAUAAUAAGAGUCCCGUUCUCUCCAAUACCCCCAAAUCCCUUUUCCCCUUCAAUAUAUACCCACCACUGUAUUGCAGCAACCACAGUAGGGUUUCCUUAGUUUCUCUUCGAUCUAUAGCCUUGCCGCCGAUUUGCUUACAUAGCCGUUAUUUUUCAAACGUAUUUAGUCGUCCGCUGACCUGUCAAUGUCUGCAUCGGAGGCGGGAGGGACUAAGGAUGACCAGACGGAGGAGGUAAAAGGUGGGGAGCUUUUGUUCUGUGGUUCGACCAACUGGGAUACCGCUGGUCGCAAGAAAACUGGGCAGGAAGGCAACUUGCCUGCUCCGACUAGGCUCCGGCCACUCGUCGGCGUUAGUAUUCGUCAGGUCGUCUCUGGCUGUGCUUCUUGUCAUUGUGUGGCAAUGGAUGUUGAUGGUAGAUGCUUUACCUGGGGAAGAAACGAGAAGGGGCAACUCGGUCAUGGAGAUACCAUCCAACGCGACAGACCCACCAUUGUUUCAGAAUUAUCAAAGCAUAAAAUAGUUGGAGCAGCUGCAGGGAGGAGCCACACUUUGGUAGUAACCAAUGAAGGGCUAACAUUAGCCUUUGGUUGGAACAAACAUGGGCAGCUUGGUUCAGGUUCUGCAAAGAACGAAAUCGAAUCAUCUCCUGUCCGUUGUCCUGUUUCUGAAGUAAAAAGUAUUGCUUGUGGAGCUGAUUUCACUGUAUGGUUGACUUCUACUGAAGGAUCUUCUAUAAUGACUUGUGGUCUUCCACAGUAUGGCCAACUUGGUCAUGGAACAGACAAUGAGUACAAUACCAAAGAUAGCUCUGUGAGGCUGGCUUAUGAAGCUCAGCCACGUCCUAAAGCUAUAGCUUCUUUUUCAGGAGAAACUAUAGUUAAAGUUGCUUGUGGAAAUAACCAUACAGUUGCUGUGGAUAAAAAUGGAUAUGUUUACACGUGGGGCUUUGGUGGUUAUGGAAGGCUUGGGCAUAGAGAACAGAAAGAUGAGUGGGCUCCUCGCCGAAUUGACAUUUUCACUAAGCAAAAUGUUUUACCUCCUAAUGCUGUGGUUUCAGCUGGCUCAGUUAACUCUUCAUGUACUGCUGGUGGUGGACAAUUGUAUAUGUGGGGAAAAAUAAAAAGCACCGGAGAUGAUUGGAUGUACCCUAAACCUCUUCUGGAUUUAAGUGGUUGGAAUAUCCGUUGCAUGAAUUCAGGCUAUAUGCACCAUUUUGUUGGUGCAGAUAACUCAUGUAUAAGUUGGGGUCAUGCUCAGUCUGGUGAACUAGGCUAUGGACCCAACGCCCAGAAAUCUUCAGCGGUUCCCAAAAAAGUUGACCUUCUUGAAGGCAUGCAUGUCAUCAGCACUGCAUGUGGACUUGCUCAUUCUAUGGUGGUAGUUGAUCCUUCCAAUGUCAAGGACAGACUUGAUCAACUUGAAGUCUAUGAUGGGAAAGCUGCCGCGGUCGAAGAGAAAGAACCAAAAGGUAAAAGUCCUGCUCCCAAAAAGGCUCCUGCUAAAAAAACUGAAAGCUCAAAGAAGAGGAAAGCUUCAAAAGAAUCAUCUGAUUCUGAAGAAGAAGAGGAGGAGGAUGAUGAUGAUGAUAUUGAGGCUGAGAGCGAUGACAGUGAGGAGCAAGCAAAUGGGCGGUCAUCAACAAAGAAGAAACAAAGAGGAGGAAAGGCCGGGAGGGGAAAUGCUGCUGCUAGUAAAGGAAAAACGGCGAAAGGAGGAGGCAGGGCAAAAAAGGCAGAGAAUUCACCGCCAGCAGCUAAAGGGAAUACAGGUAGGAGAGGAAGGCCAAAGAAGCAAUAAUGAUAUGCCUGGAAUUGUUUUCAUCAUGACUUCAUUUAUUAUCACCUCAUUUGUUGGAGAUAAUUGUAACUCGAUAUUGCGGGAAAACUGUCUGAAACCCUUUAAUCAAAUGUUUAAUUCAAGAGCUUAGAGACUAAAGAGAGAGCAGCAAGCAACAAGGUUUGUUUCUAGACUUUUAAUUU